Messenger RNA from Lipotes vexillifer (Yangtze River dolphin), 3153 nucleotides. Its product is annotated as ribonuclease inhibitor-like. Gene Ontology annotation, biological process: negative regulation of inflammatory response; cellular response to cytokine stimulus; positive regulation of MHC class I biosynthetic process. The record is from RefSeq and is a predicted model, not a curated record. Gene Ontology annotation, cellular component: cytoplasm. Gene Ontology annotation, molecular function: protein binding. NCBI's taxonomy places the organism in Eukaryota, Metazoa, Chordata, Mammalia, Artiodactyla, Lipotidae. The coding region runs from base 1 to 3153 and encodes 1050 amino acids. The transcript has 13 exons.
AUGAACAGUCAAAAGAAACGAAAAGAUAUGGAACCUGCUUGCACCUGGAGCUUAUUGUCUGAACAGAAAGCUGCUUCAAGUUCUCUGGCUUCAUUUUCAUGGAAGGAGCUUACAGAUUACAGGAAAGUAUUUAGAAAACAUCUAAAAGAAAAAUACCUGAAAAAAGGAGUUGACAAAUGUUAUCACCAUGGCAAGCAUAUAGAGUCACGACUGCUUGUUGUAAAAGAACACUGUAUAUCAGAAAAGCCACCAUGCGGAAUUCCUCAACAAAAUAAUUUUAUUGAGAUGGAACAUAUAUUUGAUCCUGAUGAAGAGGGCUCCAGCUUAUCCCAAACUGUGGUGCUUCAGGGAUGUGCUGGGAUUGGGAAAACAGCUGUGGUGCAUAAGUUCAUGUUUGACUGGGCNGCAGGAAUGGUUACUCCAGGCAGAUUUGACUAUCUCAUCUAUGUAAACUGCAGAGAAAUAAGCCGUUUUGCUAACCUUAGCGCUGCUGACCUGAUCACUAACACUUUUCAAGAUAUCGACGGACCAAUCCUGGAUGUUAUUCUUGUAUAUCCAGAGAAGCUUCUUUUCAUUCUUGAUGGAUUUCCUGAGCUUCAGUACCCUGUAGGUGAUCAGGAAGAGGAUCUUAGUGCCAAUCCCCUGGAGAGGAAGCCAGUAGAGACCCUCUUAUGUAGUUUUGUGAGGAAAAAACUGUUUCCUGAAUCCUCCCUCCUGAUAACUGCCCGGCCUACAACCAUGAAGAAGCUGCACUCGCUGUUAAAACAAGCUACCCAGGCAGAGAUCCUGUGGUUUACAGAUGCUGAAAAGAGAGCAUAUUUCUUGAGUCAGUUUUCAGGUGCUAAUGCUGCAAUGAGAGUUUUUUAUGGUCUGCGAGAAAAUGAAGGCCUUGACAUUAUGUCUUCUCUUCCCAUCAUCUCCUGGAUGAUCUGCAGUGUCCUGCAGUCACAGGGAGAUGGUGACAGGACUCUUAUGAGAUCACUUCAGACCAUGACUGAUGUGUAUCUGUUCUACUUUUCCAAGUGCCUCAAAACCCUUACAGGCAUCUCGGUGUGGAAGGGACAGAGUUGCCUGUGGGGCCUUUGCUCUUUGGCUGCAGAGGGACUGCAGAACCAGCAGGUCCUGUUUGAAAUCAGUGACCUCAGAAGACAUGGGAUAGGAGUGUAUGAUACCAACUGCACUUUUCUCAAUCACUUUUUGAAAAAGGUUGAAGGAGGUGUCAGUGUCUAUACUUUUCUUCACUUCAGUUUCCAAGAGUUCCUGACUGCUGUGUUCUAUGCCCUGAAGAAUGACAGCAGCUGGAUGUUUUUUGAUCAAGUGGGGAAAACGUGGCAAGAAAUAUUCCAGCAAUAUGGAAAAGGAUUUUCAUCAUUAACAAUACAGUUCUUAUUUGGCCUCUUACAUAAAGGAAAGGGAAAGUCUGUGGAAACUACUUUUGGGAGAAAAGUCUCUCCAGGACUUCGAGAGGAGUUAUUGAAGUGGACUGAGAAAGAAAUAAAGGAUAAAUCUUCUAGGUUACAGAUUGAGCCAAUGGACUUGUUUCACUGUUUGUAUGAGAUUCAGGAAGAAGAAUAUGCAAAAAGGAUAAUUGAUGAUUUAGGGUCAAUUAUACUGCUUCAACCUACCUAUACAAAAAUGGACAUUCUGGCUAUGUCAUUCUGUGUAAAAAGCAGUCAUAGUCACCUGUCAGUGUCUCUGAAGUGUCAGCAUCUACUUGGAUUUGAGGAGGAAGAUCAAGCUUCAGCAUUCAUGCCACCAACCUUGACACUUAAUCAGCCCUUCCAGCUGCGUAAUUUGCCAGUCUCUCCACUACACUUGCUCUGCCAAGCACUGCGUAACCCAUACUGUAAAGUCAAAGACCUGAAACUGAUUUUCUGCCACCUCACAGCUUCUUAUGGCAGAGACCUCGCCUUAGUAUUUGAAACCAACCAAUAUCUGACAGAUUUGGAAUUUGUGAAAAAUACCCUGGAAGAUUCCGGAAUGAAGCUUCUGUGUGAAGGAUUAAAACAGCCAAACUGUAUCUUACAGACAUUGAGGUUGUACCGAUGCCUUAUCUCUCCUGCUUCUUGUGGUGCGCUAGCAGCUGUUCUUAGCACCAAUCAGUGGCUCACUGAGCUGGAAUUUAGUGAAACAAAACUGGAAGCUUCAGCUUUGAAAUUGCUCUGUGAAGGCUUAAAAGAUCCAAAUUGCAAAGUACAGAAGCUCAAGUUGUGUGCAAGCUUUCUCCCUGGAAGCUCAGAGACUAUUUGCAGAUAUCUUGCCUCUGUUCUCAUUUGCAAUCCAAACCUCACUGAGCUGGACCUGAGUGAAAAUCCCCUGGGGGACACAGGGGUGAAGUAUCUUUGUGAGGGUCUCAGACAUUCCAACUGUAAAGUAGAGAAACUAGACUUGAGCACAUGUUACCUAACAGAUGCUAGCUGUGUGGAGCUCUCUUCUUUCUUGCAAGUGAGUCAGACUUUAAAAGAGCUGUUUGUGUUUGCCAAUGCCCUGGGGGACACUGGAGUACAGCAUCUCUGUGAAGGUCUGCGGCAUGCAAAUGGUAUAAUCGAGAAUCUUGUGCUUUCCGAAUGUUCCCUCUCUGCAGCUUGUUGUGAGUCCCUCGCCCAAGUCCUGAGCUCUACCCGGAGCCUGACAAGGCUGCUUCUCAUUAAUAACAAAAUUGAAGAUUUGGGACUGAAAUUGCUGUGUAAAGGAUUAAAACAGCCUGACUGUCAGUUAAAGGAUCUGGCACUGUGGACCUGUCAUCUGACUGGAGAGUGUUGUCAGGAUUUGUGCAAUGCACUGUACACCAAUGAACACCUACGAGUUCUUGACCUCAGUGACAAUGCCUUAGGGGACGAGGGCAUGCAGGUGCUGUGUGAAGGGCUAAAACACCCCUCCUGUAAGCUACAGACCUUGUGGCUAGCAGAAUGUCAUCUCACAGAUGCAUGCUGUGGAGCCCUCGCCUCUGUCCUCAACAGAAAUGAGAACCUAACGUUGCUAGACUUAAGUGGAAAUGACCUUAAGGAUUUCGGAGUUCAAAUGCUGUGUGAUGCACUGAUUCAUCCAAUAUGUAAACUACAGACGUUCUACAUUGACACGGAUCAUUUACAUGAAGAAACAUUCAGAAAAAUAGAAGCUUUAAAAAUGAGCAAGCCUGGAAUCACCUGGUAG